Messenger RNA from Adelges cooleyi (spruce gall adelgid), 1245 nucleotides. RefSeq lists its product as uncharacterized. Bases 169 to 951 code for a protein of 260 amino acids. The record is from RefSeq and is a predicted model, not a curated record. The transcript has 6 exons. NCBI's taxonomy places the organism in Eukaryota, Metazoa, Arthropoda, Insecta, Hemiptera, Adelgidae.
UACCGUGUGGAUCCGUUAUCGGUCCCAAACCAAUCGGUCGCCAGUAGAUUAGCUAUAAGUCUUCCGGGAACGACAAAUAAUCGAACAGGACGUGUCAUUGCCUCGAUCGGACGAUAAUCCUCUAGCAGACCCUACCAAAGUUUCCUGGUAACCGUGUUUUGUGCAAACAUGCAAACUAAACCUGUGUGGUCCUGGUUUUGGAUGUUGAAGUUUUUGAGUUGCACAGCGAUAUUGACCGUUUCCGCGCAACAACAAACAGAUUUGUGUUUUCGGGACGACCCAAAAAUAGACAGCUGCAUCCGAGAAAGAAUCAACGAUGUGAUCGACAAAUUUCAUGAAGGUUUGGACGAUUUUGGACUGAGUGCCGUUGAACCGAUAUUUGUUGAAAGUCCGUUGCAUUUUGAACAAAAGGGACGCUUAAUCGGAGGAAAAAUUUCAGUUAAAAAUAUGGUAACAGAAGGUUUAACUUCAAUUAAAUUACAAUCACUCAGAUCAAAAUUUAUCAAUCCGAAUAAAGUGGAAGUUGGAUUCACAGCCCACUACCGUAACAUCAAAACUUCCGGCCAAUAUAAAUUCAAAGGAUACUUGGGGAGAAUUGCGAUUAAUGCAAACGGAAUAUACAAUAUUACUUUCAAGGACGUAGAAGCCAGCUACCUAAUGAAGGCGACGGCUAGAGAAUUAGGAAAUGAGACUUUCUUACAACUAGAUCACGCAAUUACUCAUCCGCCAAAAUUUGGAGAAACUAAAGUUCAAGCUACCGAACUGGUAGCAGGAAAUGCUGUUUUGAGCCGAGUGGCUUUGAGGUUUGCCAAUCAGUAUGCAAAUCAACUUGCAGACGAAAUGUUUCCAGUUGUGGGACCCUCAGUGGACUCCAUUACCAAGAAUAUGUGCAAUCAAAUAUUGAUGUUGUAUCCUUACGACGUUAUACUGCCGCCCACUAGAGUGAAAUGACGAAUGAUCGAUAAAAGAAAUAGGAACUAUUGUUAAUUAUUUAUUUACAUAUUAGUUAGGUACAUUUUCAUUGUAUCUAAAAUUUUGUUGAAAUAAUUUAUUGAUUUAACAAUUAUUGUAUGUUAAUAAUGUUCAAGUUCCGUAUUAAUUUAACAGAAGUGUAUAGUAAAUAAUUCUUAUAUUAGUCGUUAGUGCGUUUAAACAGACCCAUUUGAUUUUACAUGCGGUAAUAUGUCUAUAUACAUUUUAUAUCUAAAAUACCAUCGUUAUUUCUAUACCUAAUUAAAAUACACA